Messenger RNA from Caenorhabditis briggsae, 393 nucleotides. The coding region runs from base 1 to 393 and encodes 130 amino acids. The transcript has 3 exons. The record is from RefSeq and is a predicted model, not a curated record. Lineage: Eukaryota; Metazoa; Nematoda; Chromadorea; Rhabditida; Rhabditidae.
AUGCCAACCACUGGAAGUUAUCUCCACUGGAUAAAGGUUUCUCAUGCAGUACCUCAAAUCGGAUUCUUCGCCUCCAUCGGAUUAGGUUUGACAGUUUUGUGUCUAAACUUUUGCGGGGCUCAAAAAAAUUUUCGUUCUUAUAAAUACAUUGUCAACAUUUUCACAAUAUUGGGUAUGAUAUUUGUCGUUUCGGAGAUUUUGUUUAUCCGCCGGCUUCACAUUUUCCUACGUGGCUACAAUGUCGCUAUUAGCUAUACAGUUCAUCUAUCGGUAUUGGAUAAUUUUCGAAUCACCGCCCCCACGAUUAUUUUGUUCACCCCAAACUUGAUUAUAAUACUCUUACCCCUUUUCAAUCCGCAAAUUAGUAUUCCAUCUGGAACAUUAUCAUUGUGA